This is a messenger RNA of Candidula unifasciata, 2837 nucleotides long. The record is from the annotation of a GenBank genome assembly. NCBI's taxonomy places the organism in Eukaryota, Metazoa, Mollusca, Gastropoda, Stylommatophora, Geomitridae.
CAUUGUCGUUUAUGUAACUAUACAAUAUUCAACACCAAAACUAUGUAUUUGUGCCUUAAAACUAUAUAUACGCUCUAUAAACUAUACACGCACAUGACAACCAGGCAUGCACCUAACUACACAACUGAUGAAAUUAUUCAGUGUGAUAAUAAUAACGUAACAAACGGUGCGCACACCAGCACCACAUAUAAGGAUAGCGUCGUGGGAGAAACGGUUAACAACGACCUACUCAGCCGCUCCUACACCGCCAACACACGCCUGGAUGAAGGGGACACAACUGAUGGCAUCAACCGUAGCAUAAGUACUUCAACCAGAACGGGCCAGCCCAGCAACGACAACUUCCUCAGUUCACGCACGUUCGACGUCAGUGAGCAAGAGGACGGCACCAUAACACUACAAGCCGUAGCAGAAGAUCGCAAUCAGAAUAAAGUCGUUACCGUUCGCACGAAAAAACUCCGCACACCGAGCAAUGCCAAUGAAGAACUGCGAGAUACCAUCGUGGAGCGGAAAAAACUCACUCCAGAGGGAGCCGUUAUGGUGGAGAGGGACGUGAUUCAAACCAAAAACCGCUUGACGUCUCGAGGAUCUAACUACUACACCAGGAGCGCCUAUACUCUUAGAACGCGGCGGGAGAAUGGGGGUGUCCAGACUGUAGAACAUAGUGUUUGCGUGGAAAACGAAAACACAUCAGUCAGUCAAGGCCAGUCGUGGGGAGACAAGGCUGAAGCCCAGGUAACAUUGGUAGAUGCCAGCGGUGCCGCUUCAGUCUCACAGUUACCGAGUUCGUCUACGGUCGUGCUUCCUAGUGCGUGCCCAGAAGCGAUGAGAGAUCAACACUGCAGUCGGUUGGAUAUACAUCCGUGCAAGUCACGUGAGGAACAAGGCAAUGGGGUCUUGGAUGUUACGCCAACUCCUCGUUGGAGAAAUGAGUCAACAAUCGGUCAGUGCCAAACACUGCCUGCAUUCGAGAAACGUCUGUCUGAUGUCUCUGUCACAGAAGGUCACUCGACCGUGUUCUCUUGCAUCGUGACAGGCGCGGUUUGCGUGGAGUGGUACCACAACGGCGUCCUGAAGAGAAAUUCCGCCGACUUCAAACAGUCGUAUGACGGGAGAGAAGCAAGACUACAGGUUGCAGAGGUGUUCCUAGACGAUGCUGGCCAGUACACCUGCAUUGCCAAGAACAGUUUUGGAGAACAAAGCACAGCUUGCACCCUUCAUGUCAUUGCUUGUGACCAGGAGACUGUUGUGGUUCCCAUGUUCUUGACCAAACUGACCAGUAGAGCAGUCCUGGAAGGCGAGAUGCUAUUAUUAGAAUGUGAUGUCAUUGGGUCUCCAGAACCAACUAUCACCUGGCUCAAAGAUGGCCGCCACCUCGGGGACUCUCUAACAUACAGUGCAUGUUAUGAUGGGAGAGUUGCCAGUUUGCAGAUUUCUACCAUGAGAUUUCAGGACACAGGAUGUUACAUGUGUCUGGCAGAGAACCCAGCAGGACAAGUGUCCAUAGAUGCCAUUAUCACUGUCCAAGAUAAAAACCAAGCACCUCAUUUUAUUUCCAAGAUUGAAAAUCAAAGUGCCGUGUCUGGUGAACGUAUUGUACUUCAGUGUGAAAUCACUGGCACCCCUCUUCCUGUUGUCUUGUGGAAAAAAGAUGGCAGACUGUUGAGGACAUCAAGCAGUUGUUCUCAGUCCUUCCACAAUGGUGUGGCCAAGCUAGAGCUCACACACGCAACUCCUCAGGACAGUGGCUCUUAUGAAUGUGUGGCCAAAAAUCAAGUUUCUGAAAUGUCCUGCCUUUGCUACGUUCAAGUUGUCAGUAAACAGUCGACUUACGUGCACAACAUUAAGACAUCUGGGAGUGUUAAAUCCCUUUGGACAUCCCCUACCACAGACCAGACUGUUCUAAGGGAGGCAAUAACCAAAUCAUUGUCUCAAGAAGUGGUCAGUGAUUUGCGCCCCUCGAGCCCUAUUGCUGGAUAUAGGCCGGUUUUGCCUGCGUUUACCAGUUCUAGUGACACGGAAAAACUUGCUCGUUCGUCAUCACUAAAGUAUCUGAGUCAUUCUGGCAGUAAUGCUUCACUUAGGUAUGCAGAGACAGCGCUGAUAGAACAUGCUGGAGAAAAAGACAGAAAUUAUCCGACUUUAUCAUCAUCGACUUCACAUUCUUCUUCAGUUUCGUUCACCCCUUCAUUUAUUACAGAAACAGUGGAACCAUAUAACAUUUCAGCAUCGCCAUCACCUGCAGCAACUUACCCCCCUGUGCCAUCACCAAGACUGACCGAGAAACCUGCAUCUCCGGGCAUCUCACAGUUGAUGCCAGCCACUUCACAGUCCAAGGCACAAUCUCCAAGUGUCACUGCCCUAAGACAGCACUUUCUGAUGAAUGACCAAGCUGUCACAACCAGUGUGUCCAACAGUUCCGUGAGAAAUACUUCGGUGGGUGUCAGGAGAUGGGACUCGCUGCCACCACAGACAUCAAAGCCUAUCGUCUUCCAGAGGAAGUCCACCGUCCCUGCCUCCAGACUUCCCAUCAUGCCUUCCUACGACACCAUCAGUGAUGAGGAGGAGCUUCACAAACUGAUGAAUGCCACCGAGGACUUUGAGGAGAGAAAGAAGAUUCGAGCUCGGAUACGAGAGAUCAGGGAAAAGCAGCGAGAGGAAAUGGAAGCCAAGAGGAAACAGAGAGAGGCAGAAGCAGAAGAUCUGGUGAAGAAGAAGUUUGAAAGAGCAGAAGAGGAAAAACGAAAGAAAAUGGAAGCAUACAAACAGCAGGCACCAACACAUGAAAGAGAUAGCAAAUACCAUGAUGUCUCUCAGAAGAUGAUUCAGGAGAAAUAUAA